CAAAGCCGACAGCAAUUUGCUCUCUCAUCUCUUGUUUCAGCAUAAAAUGCUAUGCUGCCUAGAUGGCCGUGGGCAGCCUUAAUGUCGGAUUCCAGGCCUCAGGCGUGGUUUAUGUAAACGCCCCAUCCCAACGAGUGAUGAGAAAAAACAAAAAGCUCUUCUAAAUCAUACCACCAUCUGUGCGCGUCAUUACCGACAAAUCUAGCGAAAGGAACAAGAUGGUUUAUAAAGGGCCCAGCAAAGGAUGUCACUCGUGUCGGAAACGACGUGUCAAGUGCGAUGAGAAACGGCCUCACUGCGGCAAUUGCGUCAAGAGAAAACAGCAAUGCCCGGGUUAUCGGGACUUCUUCGACGCUGUCCAUAAAGACGAGACUUUCCUCACCUCCCAUAAAAGCGCCCCGAAACGACAGAAGAAGGUACACAGUCCCGCCAGCGAUUCUUCGGACAGCUCUCUCAGUCUCCUCAGCGCACCAUCGCCGAAUUAUGUCGACCGUGCCCUUGACAUUGCGCUCUUCACCACACCGUCUCGGAAUAUCGAGAUGGAAUCAUUGGGUUACUUCUUUACCAACUAUGUCAACAUCCCCCGGGAUCCGAGUACCAACAUCUUCAUCGAACACAUCCUUCCCAUCUACCUCAACACAGCGCCCAACUCCGCGUUGGCUGAAGCUAUCAAUGCCGUCGCCAUCAACAUCACGUCAAUGUGGAUGUCCCGAUAUGUGGACUCUUAUCGUGCCCGGGAAGCAUACGCAAAGGCCGUGACUAUCCUCAAGUCCUUGCUGCAAGAUCCCGUCGAAUCCAAAACGGAUGAGACCCUCGCUACUGUGUUCAUGCUGGACUUUUAUGACUCCCUCAAUCGACGCUUCGUACACUUCGUCGACACCGGUACCCAUCAGCAAGGUGCGGUGGCCUUGCUCAAGCACAGGGGGAGAGAUGGCUUCAAGACUCCGCUGUCUCAACGGCUCUUCAAUGCUAUGAGAAGCCGUCACAUCAAUUAUUCAUUGCAGUUCGGGAAAAGGGUGGCGCUGGAUCCAGAACUCCUAACGUGCGAUACUGCAGUUCUCCCUUCUGCAAAGCUGGACCUUUUGAACGUGGAGCUCGCAGAUUUGCUUGUGUUGGCUCGAGACGGUCCCGAACUCGCCGGCCUCAGCUUAGCCGACUUCUACCGGGUCAUUUUGGACAGGGCGCUUGCCCUCGAGAAGAGACUGCAAGCUUGGAUGGAUGCCCUUCCCAAAUCAUGGCGACCGGUAUCGAUCCCAGCGUCCGAACUCCAUCCCUCCAUACGUGACGCUGGGGUUUACGAAGGCAUGUGCGACGUAUAUUCCUCGCUCGCAGUCUCUCAUGUCAAUAAUGCUGCUCGGAGCUCGCAGAUUGGAACAAUCCGUCUGAUAACAGUCUGCGCGAAUGGCCUGAAGGACCUCGGUCUUGCCGUUGACCCCGAGGUCGAGCCAUAUAUUGACCGGCAGAUUCAAGAGCUUGUCGACCGGUUCUGCGCCUCGGUGCCGUUCCAUCUAGGCAACAGAACAAGGCCCGCAUUCCCCGAUGAGCACAGAGAAUACCCUCAGAUUCCCGCGGAGCUUCGGCGGCUGGCGAAUUACGUUGACCCGUUCGGAAACGAGGUCGAGAUGACUAUGGAAGACCAUGUGCGCGCCGCCGCGGCUAUAGGUGGCUGGUUCAUCAUGGUGCCUCUCGCAGGGUUUCUCAGGGCUCGAGCCAUGGGAAUAUCGAAGACACCGCCGGGGCCACUGGUGGGAAAACUCAGAAAGGGUCAGGCUGCCUGGGUCCGUGGCCAAAUGGAACGGAUCCAGAAGAUCUAUUUGUUUCCGACCAACGGGAGCCCGACUGAGCAUGACUGGAAGUGUAUCCUCAAGCAGUUCUGCGAUGCUCAUGGUACUGGCCAUAAUUUGUUUCAACCGUUGUCUUUCAAUCAGAGAAUGUGGACGACUUGAGGGGCACGGCAUAAAUUUUCACGCUUUGGGGCUCUCGAACGGCGGGAAAGACGGAGGUUUGCCAUGUGAACUCUCUGGGUUCGGAAGGCAUGGCAUUAUUAAAUUCUCACCACGUUAAUGCGAGAUGAAGCACGACAUGUUUUUCGUACUGUAGGGCUACAACAUUCAUGGAUGAAUGCCUACGGCUGGCGCUAAUGGCAGCGAGCACGAGGAUAGACCGUAAGUGUACAGUGUCUUCUUCGUAUUCCUGAGCUGAAGCGCACUUCGGACGGCUUGAUCAUUGCCUUAUUCUCGUAUGCGUAGUUUGGC
Molecule: messenger RNA, 2255 nt
Organism: Cladophialophora immunda
Lineage: Eukaryota; Fungi; Ascomycota; Eurotiomycetes; Chaetothyriales; Herpotrichiellaceae
Exons: 2
Coding region: 219-1946 (575 amino acids)
Biological process (GO): regulation of DNA-templated transcription
Molecular function (GO): zinc ion binding; DNA-binding transcription factor activity, RNA polymerase II-specific
Source: RefSeq, a predicted model, not a curated record